GGGCGUGUCUUCAGUCGGCGCGCGGCCUUGGCCGAGUCUGGGAGACGGCAGCUGGGACCGCGACGCUACUCCCGGCCCGGAGAGUGGCGCCCCCUAUUCCCCCGCCCCUCCAGCGCUGCCGGGUCCGGGUCAGGCCCCGCCUCCUCCUUCCGGCUCGCCCCACUUCUCCGAACGGCGCCCUCCCUGGAGCUUCCCGGUCCCCGCGGCCUGGGGGUUCCUGAGUGAAAUGUAUGCUCAGUGUUAACUGAUACAUCUUGGAUAGAUAUCCUAGCUGCUAAUGGUCAGAAAGUUAAGAAAUCAUGAGUAAAAUACCUCAAAUCCACAUUUUCUUUGGAGCACCAAUUAUUCCAUCAAAUACUACAGUAUCCCAAGAACAAACUUGUUCAGCAGCCAAUGCCGAUCCAUGGAAGAGAACUCAGCUUUUAUAUGAUCACCAUUCCUUAACUGUUAGUGCUGAAGCAUGCAGGUAUGGUCAUCUUGAAGGCCACCAUGCAAGUAUUCCAGUUCCUCUUAAAGAACAUAUCAUGGUGAACUCUGAUAAGGCUAUAUCUUGGAAUGGCGAAGACUGUUUAACAUGUGUUCCUGAAACACAGUGUAUAGAAUCCCAGAAUAGUGAUUCUUCAAGGACAAUUGAGGAAACGCAGUGUAUAGAAUCCCAGAAUAGUGAUUCUUCAAGGACAAUUGAUGAAACACAGUGUAUAGAAUCCCAGAAUAGUGAUUCUUCAAGGACAAUUGAUGAAACACAGUGUAUAGAAUCCCAGAAUAGUGAUUCUUCAAGGAUGAUUGAUAUAGCCUGCUAUAAUGAGCAAAUACCAAAAUUUGAGAGCAAAGUUCAACAGCAUUUAAAUGAAAGAACAUGUUAUUAUCCUGUGAAUGAAAAUAAUGAACUCACAGACCAGCAGGAGAAAUUUGAAUCAAAUUCCUGUUUCCAAAGUCUCUUAAGAAAAAAUUCCCAACCAAUAAAUCAGGACUGUUCCAGUAUCUGGGAUUUGGUCUACAGUACUAAGCAGAUUAAUAUAGAGUCAGAAGCUACAGGAAAUGAUCAUAUACCAUCAAAAAAUCAUGAGACAGUAAGCCAUUAUCCGGAAUUCUUUUCUCCCCAAAUAACAGAAGAGCCAGAGUCUAAAGGAGUAAUAAGGGAGAUGUCGAGCUUCAGUACAUCAACAGACAUUGAAUUUCUUAGUAUUAUGACAUCAAGCAAGAUAGCCUUUCUAGCCCAAAGCCUGGAUAAAGAACAGAGUUUUCUAAAUAAAGGAACUACAAGCAUGAAACUAGAACCAAAGGAAAGUUGUAGGGAAAUGAGACUAGAAAAUUCCAAUAAUUUUGUGGAUGGACCAAAUCAAGCAAACUCCCUUGAACUUUUUAGUCCUAAUUGUCCUGAGACAACAAGCAACCUCACUACCUUAAACUGCAACAAAGGAAUCAAGGAAAAUAUAGGAUCACAAGAACUUUUCAAAACUCCUAAUGAACAGCCUACAGAUGAUUUUUGUAUUGAGUCAUUUAGCACAAGAAAAAUUUGUUCCCAACAAAAUACUUUACAUAAAGUUUCUACUAAAAGAAAUCGAACUUCUGAAGAUAAGUCAGGUCCUUCAAGUACUGUCUCAGAAUCCCUUCAGGGACCCAAGAGAGUUAAGUCAGUUUGUUCUUCAGAUACCCAUCAGAUUUCUUCCAAAGCUCUUCCUGAAAAAAAUGUAUCUAAGCUUGGCAAGCUCUUUAAAAAGACAUUUCUGCUUAAAAACUGUGUUUGCAAAAACCAGAAAUAUAAUUGUUUGGUUAUGGCCUUACAUCCGUGUCUUGUGAAGGAAAUACACAUAAAAACAGGACCAAAUUCUGGCUGUAAAGUUCCUUUGGCAACUAUUACAGUAACCGACCAAUCAGAAAUUAAGAAGAAGGUUGUGCUAUGGCGUGACACUGCCUUUGGUGUGCUAACAGUAUUUCCUGGAGACAUAAUUUUACUAACUGAUGUCACUAUACACGAUGACCAGUGGUAUAGGGAAACAGUCCUACAGUCUACGUUUACCAGUCAAUUAUUGAAUCUGGGGAGUUGCUCAUCUGUCCAGCCUAAAGAAUACUCCAGUAAAGUCAGUGUUACAGUUCUUCAAGAUUUAUUGAGAUAUAUCUCUUCAAAGUAUUCCUACAUUGUAAAUCUCCCUUUCAGACAUCCUCAGAAAUUGGAAAGUAUACAGUAUGUAGAAUUGGACCAGCUUCAGCCAAACACAUUAGUCCAUUCAAUACUAAAAGUUGUCAGUAUCACAGCACUAACAGAGGCAGUAUAUGGUUACAGAGGACAGAAGCAAAGAAAAAUUCUUUUAACAGUAGAACAGGUCCAAGACCGACAUUUUACCCUUGUAUUAUGGGGUCCUGGAGCAGCCUGGUACUCAGAGCUUCAAAGAAAGAAGGAUCAUCUUUGGGAAUUUAAGUAUCUCCUCACUCUGGAUAAUCCCACAUUAGAAAAUCUAGAAUUGCAUACAACCCCAUGGUCCUCCUAUGAGUGCCUCUUUGAGGAUGACCUGAAGGCAAUUGAAUUUAAAGCAAAUUUCCAAAAAAGGGAAAGUCACCUCGUGAAGAUCUCACAUUUAUCUGCCCUGAUGGAAGAGAAGCGCUCUGGAGUGGUUCAAGUAAAAGCCAAGAUCUUAGCAUUAGUGUUUCCUGUUGCUGCCCAUGAGAGCCAGCAGCUUGUCCUAGAUGCCAGCACUUCUCUGGAGGAUAUUCUGACCUGUCUGCCCACCAUUACGUAUUCAGGCUGUAAAACAUGUGGAGCGGAAUUACAAACUGAUGAGAACAAGAUCUACAAACAGUGUGUCACCUGCUUGCCAUUUGCUAUGGUGAAAUUGUAUUACAGGUCAGCUCUGAUGACUGUGUCUGACGGUAGGAAUGAGGUUUGCGUUCAUGUUGGAUCAGAGAUGAUACAGAAGAUUCUUCUCAAUAUUCCGCCUGACUGGUUAAGCAGAGUUGUAGUCCCAUCCUCAGGUAUCACAUAUGGGAUGGUUGCAGCAGACCUGUGCCACUCGUUGCUAGUAAGCAGAGAAAGAGCCUACACACUGAAAAUUCAAAGCCUUUUUAUUCUAGAUGAAAACAGCUACCCUUUGCAACAAGACUUCUUUCUGCUGGAUUUUCAUACUGACUUUGAAGGUGACUCUCCAUAGUCAUAUAAGUGAUCAGAAGACCAAACCACUGGUAAUUGGAGGAGAAAUAUAAUGAAAUGAUUUGUCUUUUGAAAUGAAGAAACAAGACUUUUAACCUUGGAUUUAUGUCCAAAAAAAAGUAACAAAAAGAAUUGUGUGCAUUUGCAAACUCCAGAAAUAUUAAUUUAAGCAUAUUCUUUUUAAAAAAUAAA
Molecule: messenger RNA, 3337 nt
Organism: Dromiciops gliroides (monito del monte)
Lineage: Eukaryota; Metazoa; Chordata; Mammalia; Microbiotheria; Microbiotheriidae
Gene: SHLD2
Product: shieldin complex subunit 2
Biological process (GO): regulation of double-strand break repair via homologous recombination
Cellular component (GO): site of double-strand break; nucleus
Source: RefSeq, a predicted model, not a curated record